AUGCUAGGCCUACCAGCAAAGCCGAAUGGCCCUUUACCUAGCAAUCGGGCUGCUGCGCAAUACAACUUUAAAGCUCCUAAAGCAGGUCCAGUACCCGGUCAGACACUGGUCGGCCAAAUGAUCAGUGCUUCAGAUUCGCCCUUUGGAAAGACUACACCACCGCCAUGGAAAAAGCAGAAAACUUCAGCCACGCGACCUCAACCCGCCAAGAAUGAUUCUGCUCCUAAGAAGACCAUUCAUACUGAGGAUACUACAGAAAACAGCACUACCAAGAAGUCGGCAGAUUCUCCCAGGCAACCAGAUGGUAGCGGAAAGAGAAAAUUCGACCAUGAAAAAGAGGUCACGGACAUGCCCCCUAGCAAGCGGAACAAGACUACAAACGAUCCGCCAUGGAGGACCACACAUGACGUUGUUUUUGCAAAACCUCAAGCAGAAUCACCUUUGCCUUCCCGAGGAGGUGAUGCGGUGAACCAGAACACCGGCUAUGUUCCUUCGGCACCACCAGGCAUUCACUUCGACCGUGCUACAAUGUCCUUCAUGCAAAUUGAUCUGUACGGCAACAAGACGCCUUUCGCGGUAGAAACUCCCACCAACCAUCCUAGCAUUGCUCAAGUUUCUCCUAGUGAGCUUCUCGAAGCAGAACCUGCUAAAGAUCAUUCACCUACAGAGCACGCACCUGUACCGGCCCAAUCUGAGCGACUUGACAAAACCGCUAGCAAGUACAAAUUCCGAGCAUCCACGACUGAUUACAACCGCAAGCGAUCUCGUCCGCACUACGAUCCGAAUGCCAAGGAGGAGACCGGUGCUGACCAGCCAGCUACGAAGCGAGCUCGACUUGGCGUUAACAAUAAGGUCGACACGGCUACAGCUACAGAUACAUUCACCAAUACCACCGAUGAGCCACCCAAGAGAGGGAAGAAGAAGCCCAAGCGCCGAUCCGUCCCUCAAAAAAAGGCCACAUCUCAGACAGCUCUGGAAAUGCAGCUCCACGAUCUGAUACCUCACUACACACCAGACCUUUGCUGGGAUGCCGAAGAAGAAGAGGACUUUCUCAGGAGAGAGCCAGUCACGUUCAUGGAUCUCCCGACAGAAAUGCGAAGAAACAUAUGGGACAAAGUCUUUGAAGACGAGGCUUAUAACUUCAAGGUUAAGAGAUACUGCACCCGCGAUCACCCUAAGUUCAUGAUUCCGACGAAACCAAAGUCCUUCGGUUGUCUUCUCAUCAACAAGACCUGUGCUGAAGAAGUAGCUGAUCAAAUGUACAAAUCUGCACGACUCGAACUCGACUUUGGUCGUCUAAAGCCACCAGCCAUGAGAGAGUUCAUUCAGAACAUUACUGCUCACCGCAUCGGCGAGCGCUCCGAGCGAAUCUUCUUCCUUAAGAAAUUCGGUCUCCAAAAGGUAGACCUCGGCGCUUUCAAGAACGCCAGGGAAAUCGUCUCGCAACUCUGGACCGUCGAAGGUGACGACGACAUGGAAUUGGAUGACUACAAGAAAAAUCGCAUCGAUCCCACCCAGAUCUUCAAUCAUCCCGAAAGCAAGCCAAAUCUGAAAGGCCUAAAAGAGCGACGAUUCUGGGCUGACCAAGAACUUGCAACUCAACGAUAUCAAAAGCACAUCGCGGGUAGAUGCCACCCUCUCUGGGAACCUCUCGACGUCGAAAACCGCAUCGUGAAAUACGACAAUAAUUGUCCGUUUAACGAUCACUGCUUGAACCUCGAGAAGACAAAAAUGGUCAUUGUGCUCAAGUACAAAUACAGCUGUCUCAAUGGUCGACACUUUCGGCAGAAGGAAAUCAUUUAUGACUUGUAUCCGUUGCUGGGUGAGAGGUUGGCGCAGGUUGUGCCACCGAAGUCGAAGUUUCACAAGAGGUGUAAUAAGAAGGCGUGUCAGGAGUUGAAUGCUGCGGCACCAACUGUUCCUGCGACUGCUACUGCUCCACCUACUGCUGCUGCUGACGGAAUCAAGUUCCUGUUGGGUUAG
Messenger RNA from Lithohypha guttulata, 1983 nucleotides. RefSeq lists its product as uncharacterized. NCBI's taxonomy places the organism in Eukaryota, Fungi, Ascomycota, Eurotiomycetes, Chaetothyriales, Trichomeriaceae. Bases 1 to 1983 code for a protein of 660 amino acids. The transcript has a single exon. The record is from RefSeq and is a predicted model, not a curated record.